Pungitius pungitius (ninespine stickleback) is the source of this 4235-nucleotide messenger RNA. Its product is annotated as phospholipid phosphatase-related protein type 3-like. Gene Ontology annotation, biological process: phospholipid dephosphorylation; signal transduction; phospholipid metabolic process. NCBI's taxonomy places the organism in Eukaryota, Metazoa, Chordata, Actinopteri, Perciformes, Gasterosteidae. The transcript has 9 exons. Gene Ontology annotation, cellular component: plasma membrane. Gene Ontology annotation, molecular function: phosphatidate phosphatase activity. The coding region runs from base 1376 to 4075 and encodes 899 amino acids. The record is from RefSeq and is a predicted model, not a curated record.
CCAUUAAGAAUUGAUAACUGUGGGAGCUACACGAUAUAGGUCUCUCGCGCGUGCAUAAAACGCGCCAGGGACGCGACCCCCGCGCGCGCACAGCCGACUCCCUGAUGAAAGGAUGAGUGAAUCCACGGAGGUGUCUGUGGACGUGGGCUGCUGUCCACAAGGAGCACCUUUGCCGGACCCCAAAUGGCACCACUAGCGGUCGGGCGCGUGCCACACCCCUCUGGAGCGAACAAAGGCAGCGACACAUGAGCCGUCGCGUCCAGGGAAGAAGUUCAGGUCGAAGCGGACGAAUCUGAUGGCGAUUGAAAAAGAACAUCGCACGAUGCGUAUCGGGUUGGUGCGAGCCUACUAUUAUAACUGCAAUGCAAGUUGGCUGCUGAUUAUAGAUGAGAUAUCAUCACAACCCCCCCCCCCCGCCCCCCUCACUCUCCAACCCAUUACGCACACAUGCGCAGGCCGAUGGGACACACCACAAACACAAAUUCCAAAAUCCAGCCCUUUGUCUCGGUCGCCUCGCGGCCGUCGCCCCGGAACAGGAAUCCAGCAAGAAAAGGAGGAGAGAAGUGUGCGUGUGUGUGUGUGUGUGUGUGUGUGUGUGUGUGCGUGCGUGUGUGGACCAGACUGUCUCCUCCCCCCACCUUGAACGCACUCACCACACUCUCUCCUCCCCCUGUACCCCUCCUUCUCCUCCUCCACAGCCCUGCUCCCCCCUCCCUCCCCCCCAUGCCUUUGUGUGUGUAUGUGUGUGUGUGUGUAUGUACCCGAAAACCGUGUGGCAGAUGCCUUUUCCGGAGAAGAAGCUCUUUCCUUUUUGGGAGGGGGCAUUUUCAAAUCCAUUAGUGUAUUAUAAUCUUUUUGAAGACAAAAAAAUAAUGAAAAACUUGCCGGUUGAAAGUGAGAGGGAGAAACCGGGCGGACGCACGUGAGUCUCACUUAUCCACAGCCGGGAAACGGAAAGGAAGAAACGCGCAUCCAGCAAGUGCCGCAAAUUGGACUUUCCACCAUCAGCAACCCUCCCCUCUCUCCUCUCUCUCGCCUUCCCCGCUCCUCCUCCCUAGGUCUCCCCACUUUCUCCCACCCAGCCUCGUAGCUCCAGCUCUCCUUAAGGGAUCCCAAAAUAGCCGCGCUCCGGAGUGCUCCCUGGAUAUUGUUGGAUAUUGUUGGAUUGGGGGGGGCGGGGGGCUGCUGGUUUUCCUGAUCCCGGGGUGACUCGGAAGGGGGUGAGAGGGAGAGAGACGCUGGAGAUGGAUUAAAGGGACAUUGCACCGCAAAACUGGAGCAGCACGCGCGAGCACGCCGGGGGGGGAGGGGGCGACGGGACUCGGUGAAUUCACGGAGCCCCCGGGACAGAGGUCUUGAAUGGUCCCACCCCAAGAUGACUUCCCCCAAAAACAAAGCCAAGAAGAAACAACCCAAAGACAGCAUGACGAUGCUGCCAUGCUUUUAUUUUGUAGAGCUUCCCAUCGUCCUGUCCUCCUUGGUGUCCUUGUACUUCCUGGAGCUGACAGAUGUGUUGUCCCCGGCGACGGUGGGCUUCCGUUGUCACGACCGUGAACUGUCCAUGCCCUACGUGGAGACUGGUGAUGAGCUCAUCCCUCUGCUGAUGCUGCUGAGUCUGGCCUUCGCUGGUCCUGCAGCGUCCAUCAUGAUGGGGGAGGCCCUGACGUACUGCUUGCAGUCCAAACUGAAGACGUGUCCCAAGUCGGAGAGCAGCAUCAACGCCGGAGGCUGCAGCUUCAACUCCUUCCUACGCAGAACCGUGCGCUUCGUCGGUGUUCAUGUGUUUGGUCUCCUGGCAACAGCCCUAGUGACAGAUGUCAUCCAGUUAGCUACCGGUUACCACUCCCCUUUCUUCCUCACCGUCUGCCAGCCCAAUUACACGGCUCCGGGGGUGUCAUGUGAAAACAAUGCCUACAUCACACGCGACAUUUGUAUGGGGAAAGACCAAUAUGCCAUCUUGUCAGCCAGGAAAACCUUUCCAUCCCAGCAUGCAACGCUCUCUGGCUUCGCGGCUGUCUAUAUCUCCAUGUAUUUCAGUGCCAGCAUCAGCAGCACAACCAAGCUCCUGAAGCCGUUGCUGGUGUUUGCGUUCUGCAUGGCGGCGGGCCUCGCUGGGCUGACGCAGAUAACUCAACACCGCAGUCACCCGAUAGACGUCUACGUGGGAUACGUCAUAGGAGCCGGCAUCGGAGUCUACCUGGCUGUGUUCGCAGUUGGAAACUUCAAAGCAUCAGAAGAAGAUGCUCCCUCUUUGCAUAGACUGGCCCCAGCUCAGCAGAAGGACGGCGGCCUGAGGGUGCUGAGCCAGCGGAGCCAUGAUUCCCUGUACAGGAAGACUCCCAGGGCGUCCGAGAGCAGAGAGGAACUGGGGGCGGGGCUGAGGUCCGGCGCCCGCUGUAAAGUCAGGAGGGAAAAGGCCUCCCUGGCCUCCCUCAAACGAGCCAGUGCGGAUGUGGAGCUGCUGGCGACCCGCGGGCCCAUGGGCAAGGAAACCAUGGUGACCUUCAGCAACACCUUGCCCCGGGUCGCCAACGGCAACAGCCCCAUCUCUCCCUCAGAUGAGCUCCCUGCCACUCAGCGUCACAUGACCUUCCAUGUGCCCUUCGACCCCCAGAGGUCAAGGCAGCUGGUGACAGAGUGGAGGCAGCGCUCGCUGGAGCUCCGCAGCCAGAGCUCACAGGACGACGAGGAGGGGGCCGACGGGAGGGAUAGAGGAGACGACCGAGGAGUGGCGGCGGGAGAAGGGGACCAGGAGAUGCCUUCGUCGCUUUAUCCCACAGUGCAAGCCAACAAGGGCGCCGCCACGCCGACCGCGGCCAGGAUGGCGGUGGCGCCCCCACUCAUUCACAUCCCCGAGGAGGCCUCUCGCCCGCCGCCCGUCUCCCCAAAGAGUGCCAAGACCCGCGCCAAGUGGCUGACGCUCACCGAGGGAGGAGGGGUGAAAGAGCCGGGACCAGGGCCGAUCCCGGUGUCGACGCCCCGCGUGCCCAACACGCAGCCGGGCCAGCCGCCCAGCCAGCAGAGAGUCACUCAGGUGAUAGCCAUGUCCAAGCAGCAGGGUCACGGGGUCACUUCGUCCACUAAGACGUCUGAAGGUGGCUCCUCCUCCGGCGGCGGGUCCAACUGCUCCGAGUCUCCGUAUUACCGGAUCCCCGCCGACCGGGACAGCUGCACAGGGAGCAACCCGGGGAGCAUCGCCGGCAGCGGGAGCAUCGUCACCAUCGACGCUCACGCCCCGCACCACCCGGUGGUGCGCGUGUCGCCCGCUAACGGCAAGCCGUGGGAGUGGAGGAACACCAUCAGCGGCAACAUGAUGGCCGCCGACACGGCGGCGGACAAGCACCGCAUGUCGCUGCAGCGACAGGACAACGUCAACCACUACCGGGACUACCGGACGCUCCCCGUGAAAACGGACUCACUCUGCUCCUCCUCUUUGGCCGCCGAGGGGGGAGCGGAGUUGCCUCCUCCGCCUCUCCCCAUCUCCUCCUCCCCUCUGCCUCACCCUCCUCACCUGUUGCCGUCCCCUCUACCGCCACCCCCGCCCCACUCGUCCACUUCGCCCUUGCCGCCCCCUCCUCACCCGAGCUCCUCUCCCAUGCUUGCCCCGCUCCCUCACCCGGCCCCCUCUCACAUGCCUCCCCCUCCGCACCUGUCCUCUCAGAUGGCCCCGCCACCCCUUCCGACAUCCUCUCAGAUGCCCCCGCCUCCUCACCCGUUAUCCUCUCAGAUGCCCCCGCCUCCUCACCCGUUAUCCUCUCAGAUGCCCCCGCCUCCUCACCCCUCUUCCUGCCAAAUGCCCCAAGCUCCUCGCCCGUUCUCCUGUCAACUGCCCCCGCCGCCACAUCCGUCUCUUUCCCCUUUGCCACCGCCUCCUCACCCGGCAUCCUCCAUGCCUCCACACCCGUCCUGCUCCAGCAUGCUUCCCCCUCCUCCCCAUCCCGACCUACUGAUGGACAGCCACAGCCAUGCGCUGUCCCGCUCCUCCACCCUGCCCCGCCGGCCCUCCGUCUCCGCCCGCAGCCACGCGGAGCAGGAGCACUACUACAAGGCGAUGCAGAACGAGAGGAUGUUAUAGUGGAGACGUCGUUGUCGUAUCAAUGAUUGUACUUCAGACAGUCAAACAUAGUAGGUCGUGGCAGGUGAAGAGAGCUUUACGACGUUUGAAAAAAAAAAAAGGACAUGAAGGUUUAGCAACGGAAUGCUGGAAAUUAAGAGGCAGCAGGGGCAGAGGACCA